AAGCCCGCAGGGUGCGAAAAGCUGCACAACAGUGCUGUCCGCCGUUCGCUGGUCGCUGGUCGCUGGUGGCUGCUGGCUCCUCGCCGACCAGGAUGUUCCAGUUAAGUGUUAGGCUGCUGCUGCUGGGUGGGACCCCCUGGACGCCCCCAGCUCCAUCAUGACUUGGUGGGCAUCCAAACCAGCUUAGUUAGUUCCCCUCUUUUUCUCUCCAGGCUACUGCAGCCUUCAAACACCAAUGCCAUUCCCGAUCAGGCACCCUCCUCUGCCCAUCUUUUGGGCCAUGCCCUUCGACCUCCACGCUUCCCAAUAUGCAUUACAUUUUCUUUAUCUACUAGAAGGGCGAAUCCUCCCAUCAUCAGCCCUGGACCUUCACACACACACACACACCUCUUUCCCCCCUCCUCAGAAGACAGCUUUUAUGAAUCAUUACGAACCCGUCUUGAACCUGGAUCGCUUCUCAGCCUCUUGCACACCCUCUUAUAUUCACAGAUACAUCAGCCGUCAGCCGCGUCUGAGGAUGAGAUACAAGUCUGCCUGCGUGACCAUUCAUUGACACCCACCACUGCCACACGGCUACAACCACCACAUUGGUCAGCCUGUGGCCUUGCGAUACCCUCCUGCCAGGAAAUAUAAAUCGUCACCCACCAGCCGUUCGCGGACGAAUCUCUCUCCCUCAGCCCUUCUAGUCACUUGAACCCUACCAUCUCUCCUUCCACAGGUUGUACAACAGAACAACAGCAACAUGGAUUUCCUUCUCGGAGACUUCUGCCUGUCCUGCGAUCGUCAAACCAACGGCACAAACUUCUGCUCCUCGGCAUGUCGUCUCACACAACUCGAUCACUAUACCCUGGCGUCGUCGACGCCAUCCUCCUCUCCCCGUGACACAAGUAUCACCACUUUCUUCUCGUCACAACGCCCUUCAUUGAGCAUCACCACCACCGGCCUCUACCUACCACCAGCCUACGACUUCUCCAUUCACCGGACGUCGUCAUCGAACUCGCUCUCCACGUCGGUGAUCUCUCGCCCCAUCAGUCCCAAGCUGUCCGAACAAGCCCAGAAUGAUCUGAAAGAUUAUGCUGGAUCGUUCGAUCAAACAAGGACCUUGAAAAGACGAGUGUCAAUGCAAAGCAACGAAGAUAUGAAAGCCUCUUGGAGAGGGCCAUGAACCAGCAUUUUCCAUCUGGCUGCUACGAAGGACUACGGGAAUAUGAGGUUUGACGAUGAGGGGGACACUCACGUUGGGUGCUUUUCCGAGAGAAACAGAUGAUCAAUACCAGCUUUAAUCUCAUUGUGUUUUAUGCAUAGCCUGGAGGACAUGGGACAAAAAGUUCACUGCAUUUACAUUGGCGUUGGGAUUGACUAUUACGAAAAUGAAGGGGAUUUGGGCAAAACAUGGAGCGGUUGCAAGCGUUUCUGGUCCUUGUGAGGGUUCAAGAGCAGCGCAUGCGUAUGGUGUUCUUCUGCUGUCGACGAUGGGCUCUUUUGCUGGUGUUUGGUUCAGUGUUCUGCAUCAAGCAUCUAGAUUGGGCUGGGGGCGGAUUGGGAAACAAGAUGCUGGGAUUGAGUCGAGUUGAUGCUCUUGGGUUGUUGCUGUGAUAUUGAGAUGUUUACAUUAUGCAACGCGAGCUGCAAAGCCUUGAUGGUUGGUCGUGAUGGGAUGAUGCAAGGGUAGACAGAUGGAUGGAACCAGACAUCGAGGGGAACUCCUUCUCUUCUUUUCCUUAUCUUCGACGGCUUUUGGCAGAAACGUUGAUGGAUCAGGAGCACAGCACUCGCCUCCUCAUUGCUUUUCCUUUGUCAUCAUUACUCUGUUCAUCAAACAAAACAGGCAAGGCCUCUACUAUAGCAUGAUCAUACGGGGACCCUGAGGAGUCACUGAGCUCAGCGACCCGAAGACAGAAAAGGAGAUAACGGGACAAUCAUUGAUCAGGGCAGGGCUUCUGUCCUGUGCCCUCCCAUGUACUCCGUACUCUGUACCUUGUUCACUAGUCUC
Molecule: messenger RNA, 1993 nt
Organism: Cladophialophora immunda
Lineage: Eukaryota; Fungi; Ascomycota; Eurotiomycetes; Chaetothyriales; Herpotrichiellaceae
Exons: 1
Coding region: 743-1165 (140 amino acids)
Source: RefSeq, a predicted model, not a curated record